GAGAGAGCACAAGGCAGAGACCUCAGACGAGACGUGAGAGGAGGAAGGGGCGCGAGAAAAAAGAGACCGAGUCAGUGAAUCAAGUCAGACCUGCUGAUGAGCACACACCAUAUUUAAACCUCUAAAUUUGAGAGCGAAAGAGGAGGAGAGAAGAAGAAGAAGCCCCGUCGUCAGGAUGAUGAAGCUGUGGAGCCGCGUCUGCUUCCUGGUUCUAGUUAUUUCCAGGACGUCCAGAGGACAGACCGUCACCAUGACGACGGCACACAGCGAUGAAGCUACAGGCACAAACUCAUCCAUGAAAGCUUUCGAUGAAUCUGCGAAUCAAACUGAAGCUCCCGCCACAGAGACUCCUCUACACGUUACAACUGAUCUGAGUCGCACACUAGCAAAACAUGUCACCUCCAACAGAACAGAGGAAGUCAGUGGCAGCACAGUGGCACCGAACACAACCUCACACACUGAGGCGGAGGCUGACACCAAGCCUGAUGACGUCACAACGGUUUCCAUGACGACAGGAAGCCCGUCAGCUAAGCCAGCGGCAGUGUCUUCAUCCUGGGGUUACGUGAUCCUGGUGUUGAUCAUCCUCGUGAUCGUCGUCCUGUGUGUCAUCCUCUACUUACUGCGACGCGUCUCCAGGACGUACUCGUUUGACCUUCAGCGCCCGAGUCCCAGUCACCACAACGAACCCACGGGCACCUUUGAGCCCGUUCACCUGGACGACCUCGGUGUGUGUCGCUCACAUGAGGCCAUCGACACGCGGCGCGUCCUGACUUCUAGCUUCUGUUUCAUUUUCUCAGAUCGUCCGGUCCCUAAAGACGAAAUUCACGCCGAUGACCUUUCACCUCCUCCAGUAGCCAACAGCACGAGUCCUCCAUCAGAGGAGAAGGCGCCUAAUGGAGAGACCGUGACUCCACCGGAGCAGCCUGAUGGGAGCGGCGUGGAGCCUCCCCCGGUCGGUACCUCCAGCCCCGCGGCAGCAGAGGAGCCCGCGGACCCGGCCUCCGGUGCCUCUGACGGAACCCACGCGUUCUUUGAUGAUGUGGGAAAAGAGCAGCAGAAUGAGAACAACAACAACCCCUGCACCACCGUCGGCUCCAGCGGUCCGUUUGUUGAGAUAAACCUGGACGAGCCGGCGCUGUGUGACCAGCUGCUGACUUCAACUGCAGCUCCGUCCUCCGUCCUCCCGUUCUCACCGUUCUCCUUCUCGUCGUCUUCUUAGCACUAAGACCAGAACAAAGAGAACAUCAGGACAUCAGGACAUCAGAACAGACUGAACAUUAACCCUUUCAUUUGUUUAUCGGUGCUCAGUUUGACUCCUUUUCUUCAAACAGAGGCUGUUUAUAAAAAUUACAAAUGUGUUGAUUUACCAGUGUGACUGCUGACAGAUGGUUUCAUCAUCAGCUGUUGUCUGAUGCUUCUGUUGGGACCAACCUGCCUCUGAUGGGAGUCGGUACUGAGCCUGAAGCCUCUGAUGUAACAACGUCUGUGUGCAGCGUAUAUUUGCUGUGUACAUACUGUAAACUCUGAUUCAGUGAUUCAGUCUCAGACCGUUUUACAGUCGUAGGUUUUUAGUUUUGUAAAAUUGUUUUUAUUAAGAAAUUGAUUUUUGUAGAAAAAGAAAAUAAAAAAGAAAUGAUGACACA
This is a messenger RNA of Betta splendens (Siamese fighting fish), 1643 nucleotides long. RefSeq lists its product as uncharacterized. Lineage: Eukaryota; Metazoa; Chordata; Actinopteri; Anabantiformes; Osphronemidae. The record is from RefSeq and is a predicted model, not a curated record. The coding region runs from base 176 to 1219 and encodes 347 amino acids. The transcript has 9 exons.